GAAAAGUACUGCUUUUGAGAGAGUAAUAUGAGUUGGGGUAGGAGUUUGGAGUUGAAAAUCUAGGCUGGGUGUCACUAAACAGAAAUUUUGUUGAGUUUGCAGACCCACCAUGCCUUUUAGCACAAUACUGGCACCAUCUGGCCCACAGCUGCAAACUAUUAGGUACCGCUACAACUUCCUCUUCAUUCCGCUGGCUUUCAAGGUAGAACUGCCGCAGGUUCCCCAGUGGCGGAGAUCAGACGUUUUCCACCAUGAAUCGAGCGUUUAACAGGAAAAAAGAUAAGUCCUGGAUGCACACUCCAGAGGCCCUGGCAAAACAUUAUAUUGCAUAUAAUGCCAAGUUCCUUGGAAACACAGAAGUUGAUCAACCUAAAGGCACAGAAGUUGUGAGAGAUGCAGUGAGAAAACUGAAAUUCCAGAGGCAUAUCAAGAAGUCUGAGGGCCAGAAAACUCCGAAAGUGGAACUGCAAAUCUCAAUCUACGGUGUGAAGCUAUUAGACCCAAAAACAAAGGAUGUGCUGUACAAUUGCCAGUUGCACAGGAUAUCAUUCUGCGCUGAUGACAAAACUGACAAGAGGAUUUUCACCUUCAUUUGCAAAGACUCCGAGUCCAACAAACACCUCUGUUAUGUGUUUGACAGUGAAAAAUGCGCUGAGGAGAUAACGCUAACCAUCGGCCAGGCGUUUGACCUGGCGUACAAGAAGUUCCUGGAGUCUGGGGGGAAGGAUGUGGAGACGAGGAAGCAGAUUGGAGGCUUGCAGAAACGAAUUCAAGAAUUAGAAACAGAGAAUUCUGAGUUGAAAAAGCAACUGCAGGUUCUGGAGGAGCAGUUGAUGCUAGCCCAAGUGUCGCCUCUUCUGCAUAUAAACUCUACUAACGAGGCCUACAUGACGACCAGGCCGUCCUCUCUCUUCUGGUGUCACAACCUGACUUCGUUCUCCUGCUUAGAAAUCUCUUCUGUCACUCUCACUCCUAUGAGCUCCCCCGACUCUAGCCUGUCCGCUGGCCUGUUAACCCCUCCCCCUGCUAAACCCCCUCUGCCAAAGCCCCGCAGCGGAUACAGCCUCCCCCGCCCUCGAGCAGGAAGUGUGCCUGCAAAAGCGGCUCCCACCGAUGUUUUUGACAUGAUUCCAUUCUCUCCUGCUCCUCCUCUGACACCGGUACCAGCCAGCAACGGCACGCCCCCGGCCUCGGCCCCAACAAGACCCUCUCAUCUGAGUACAGACCUUUUCGGCGCUGAGCCGUUUGACCCCUUCACCUGCGGAGCGGCCGAUUUCCCCCCCGACAUCCAGUCCAAGCUGGACGAGAUGCAGGAGGGGUUCAAAAUGGGACUAACCUUAGAAGGCACUGUCUUUUCCCUCGAUCCCCUAGACAGCCGCUGCUGAUGCCAAGAAGACGUUUUAUUAUUACUGUUAAUCAUUUGUAUUGGAAAGAGCCAAAAUUGCAUCUCCUACCAAGAUGUAAAUAGUGUCACCUUGAGGUUUGUCUGUGUUUUCAUUUGAAUUUGGUUUAAAAUUAAAUUUGGUUUGAAACGACGCUACACGGAAAGAGUCUGAGGGAAAGCUCUAUUUUUGUAAGAACCAGAGUGAGGGCGGGUCAUUUGUGCAGUCAUCUCGUUGUGUAGCCAAGGUGUAGCUGAGUACUGAGACGACCCAAAGAGUCUGCCUCUAUAGCAGAUUUAAUAUCCUCAUUAAAAUGCGUUGUUUUACUAAUUAAUGCAUUCAUUUCAUUAACUUUGGGAAGGCAGCCUUUGCUCUCUUUGUUUGUCACGUGUAUGGGUCCAAUGUUUGUGACUUGUCAGCCAAGGAGCUAAGGGACGUGAGCCUCUCCACUUAUACCGUACCAUGUACUUGCUUUGGAAAUUUGGUAAAUCUGACAAAUAACUUUUUAGAAUAACAAUAAAAUGCCAAAUGAUCCGCUUGCACAUUACUUUAUAUGUUUUUGAACACAUAUUUCUAGUUGAAACAAAUGUAUUUCUUCUGAUUGAAUUUUUUAUGGGCAUCAAAUCAUUGAGUGUUUUAGUAACCAUUUAGCACAAUAAUUUACUUCUGAUGUAUAUUUGUAUUGCAGUUCAAUUUCUUAUUAUAUAUUUUAGUAUCCUCUUGCACCAGAAAGCACUUUUAAAAACCUGUCCAUAUAUGAUAUACUUGUCCAUUUACUUUGUAUGCAAUAUUUUAGUCUGUAUUAUUGUAGUUAUUAAAGAAACGAGUACUGCAUCA
Anguilla rostrata (American eel) is the source of this 2219-nucleotide messenger RNA. It is a transcript of the gene gulp1a, whose product is annotated as GULP PTB domain containing engulfment adaptor 1a. Bases 252 to 1385 code for a protein of 377 amino acids. The transcript is spliced from 12 exons. The record is from RefSeq and is a predicted model, not a curated record. NCBI's taxonomy places the organism in Eukaryota, Metazoa, Chordata, Actinopteri, Anguilliformes, Anguillidae.